Molecule: messenger RNA, 366 nt
Organism: Cylindrotheca closterium
Lineage: Eukaryota; Bacillariophyta; Bacillariophyceae; Bacillariales; Bacillariaceae
Source: the annotation of a GenBank genome assembly
AUGAUCUUCGCAACCCCAAGCUAUUCCCGCACAUUGGCAUCCCGAGUGCUAAUACAACGCACCGUUGGACUCCGAAUGUUUUCGGGUGUCGAUUGUGAGCCAGCGGAAAGAUUCCGAAUGGCUCUCAUGUCCUAUCGCCACGCCAACUAUUCCAGGGAGACCCCCGCCCGAUUCAAGAAGGAAAUCCUCCGACCCUAUGUUGGAGAGAAUGGCGCUCUGCAGAUUGAAGACAUCAAUUUGCUGUUGAAAAACAUCGGGCAUGAACAAGACUGCCUAUCAGAAAAGGAGCAAAUCGAAUUCUUGGCAGCCGCCGGAUCGACGAAUGGUUCCAUCCAAGUUUCCAAAAUGAUGGAACUCGUCGAAUAG